Molecule: messenger RNA, 1267 nt
Organism: Paramecium sonneborni
Lineage: Eukaryota; Ciliophora; Oligohymenophorea; Peniculida; Parameciidae
Source: the annotation of a GenBank genome assembly
AUGUUAGGAACAGAAUAUUGGUCUUAUUAAUAUUAUACUUAUUAGGAUAUAAUAUUAUUAAAGAAGAUUUUAAAAGUUGAUUAAGUAGGAUUUGUAAAGAUUUAUGAAGAUGAAAAAAUAAUUGAAUAUUAGAUUGAUAGAUCUUAACAUCUUAGAUUAAGCGAUUUAAUUUAAAUGAUUGUAUUUUUAUAAUAUUAAGUUGUAAUAGAAAGCAAAUUAUGCAAAAAUUAAACUGGGAUAACUUAUCUAAUUAUUCCUUAAUCUAAUAAAUUAAGUCUUAUAAUUACAAAUCUCAUACUAAAUUGAACAUUAAUAUUUAGAUGUUAAUAGAAUUUGGUUAAUUUUUAAUGAUCCAAAUUAAAUAAUAAAUGUUUUCCCUAAUAAAAUCAAGUAUUCUAUUGGAUUUACAGGAUAUUAAUGUUAAUUAUAUGAAGAUAGUUUACAUUAAAUCAAACCAGCAUAAAAAGAAAUCUUAUAAAUUAUUAAAGACAUUUUGAUUGACUUUAAAAGUAGUCAUAUAUUUUUUAAUGAUUCAAAAAAAAAUUAGAUUCUAAAAUUAAUUUAUGAUCCAAUCAUUUAAGAAUGUGAUAAAUUCAAUAUUUAUAAUACUUAAAAUGUUAUUAUAGAAAUUUUAUGUAAAUAAGACUUUGAUAAUGAAUAACAGAGUAUUAGUUUAGAUGACAUAUAAUAAAUUAAUAAUUGUAUGAAGUAACGGAAAAUUACAAAAAAAUAUUGUGAAAAUUGUAUUAAAUAUUUCAUAGAUAUGUUUAAAGAACAAUAAUCAUAUUUUAUAGAAAAAAUUUUAAUGUAAAACAUGAAAAAUUUAGUUGCUAUUCUUGAUGAUCAAUAAUAACCAUAAGAUUAAAACGAUAUAUUAUAACAUUAAAUAUUAAAUAUGAGUGCUGAAAAACUUGAAAAGUUGUAAUAACAUUUUGAAUCAUAAUAGAGCAAAUUAAAGAACAAUUUAAAGCAAUCUAUUAACUAAUUAUUAGAAGAUAUUUUAGAAAACCAAAUGAAAAAUUUUAAAUUGUAAAUUUCAGAGGAAGAAAAAUAAAAAUUGCUGAAUAACUUAUUAGAUAGAAUUGUCAAUAUGAAAUUUAAUAAGUACUUUUACAAUUCUAUAUAUUUUUCUAAAAAAUAAAAUUAAUAAGAUUUCCAAUAAUAUUAAGAAAGUUUAAUUACUAAAUUUUCAACAGAAAUAGUAACUAAAGAAGUUGAAAUGUUGAUUUAAUACAAAAUUUUAUUACUAAUUGAUGAACUAAUUUGA